AUGCUAAGGAACCAGGUCUACAAACAAACAUCAAUGAUUGCUCGAGAUUUCGCAAAGCUUCAGAUCUCAGUUCCGACUGCGGCGGACGGCGAGAAAUAUUCCUCCACCGCAUCCGGACGACCUAAUCAGUCUGUCACCAAGCCUGUGUCGCUAGAUUCGUCCACAGGUGAAGUCCUCGUCAGAAAGUCCACCGGUAAAACGAAAGUGCGUAAGGGCCAGACAGCAGAGGAGUUCGAGCGUCAGUGCGCACAAUUUUUCGACGUGGAGCGUGGCCCCGUGUGGACGCCUGUUGGAUGGAUGACGACCCGGGAUCCACUGCUCACACUUGAUACAGACCCUUCAUCCGACCUAAAGAUUAAGCAAGUACGACAGAAGCUUGCCAGCCACUGCCAUUUGCUCUACUACCGCAAGCAGUAUGCUGAUUGCGCCAGACUCUGCGAGAGACUCCUGAGUCGGUUUGAAGCACUUGACAACAGAAAGAAAAUUCAAAGGGAGAUUGAUGAGCUUCACUAUAUGCUCGAACGCUGCCGAGCAGCCAAAUAG
Molecule: messenger RNA, 543 nt
Organism: Lachancea thermotolerans CBS 6340
Lineage: Eukaryota; Fungi; Ascomycota; Saccharomycetes; Saccharomycetales; Saccharomycetaceae
Exons: 1
Coding region: 1-543 (180 amino acids)
Source: RefSeq, a predicted model, not a curated record